Molecule: messenger RNA, 435 nt
Organism: Colletotrichum acutatum
Lineage: Eukaryota; Fungi; Ascomycota; Sordariomycetes; Glomerellales; Glomerellaceae
Exons: 3
Biological process (GO): mycotoxin biosynthetic process
Source: RefSeq, a predicted model, not a curated record
UUCGACGGCGCUCUAUCCUAUGACUCGGCAGGCGAUCUGACACGAGAGCACGCGCCUUAUGAGCGAAUAUGGAUCGGAGAUCCAGGCCCGGAGAUGGACCGUCUAUGGGAUCAUGUUGAAGCUGCAUCGAGAGUACUCUUGCAAUGGGCCGAGGCAGACCUUGUGCGGGAUCGUAUUACGCUUAGGAACAGUUACUCGGUAACAGGUCUCGAUGUUUUCCACCAGGUCCAUUGCAUUGUAUGCUCUGUCUAUGAGAUUGAGUCAUCUACUGACACUAACAAUGGAAAUCUGGCAGAACACUGCCUCGACUACGUGCGACAGGCCGUUCUAUGCAAUGCCGACAUCACCCUUGUGACUCAUAAAUGGCUCGAGUCGGCACAGAUGUUUGGACCCAAUUUCUGCACACAGCACACAUCCAGAAGUUCGAGGCACUGA